CAUACAUUAUACAUUUACUUCUACCAUAGAAGUAGAUUGUUCCUUUCUGCAUUUCUAAUUUUCUAUCCGUCGGUCAGAAAUUACAAGCAAAAAAAAAAAAAAAAUUGUGAAUUACUCCUAUUAUGGAACAAAUAAUAUUUUACAACUAAUUUAUUGGGAAAAUACAGUUUCGUUUAAACUUCAUUCAUUAAAAGAGAGUGGGGGUGGAUAGAGAGAGAAAAAAAGGAAUAGAGAUGGUUGAGCUGAGGAAGCUCCUGAUAAUCAGCAUUUUGUUGCUAAGUUCAAGCUUCAUUUAUGGUGACACAGAUCAAUCAGAUGCUGCUGCUCUCAAUGUCAUGUUCAGCAACAUGUAUUCACCUCCUGUACUCACAGGGUGGACUGCUAGUGGCGGUGAUCCAUGUGGUCAGUCAUGGAAGGGUGUCACUUGUUCAGGUUCAAGGGUAACAAAAAUAAAAUUAUCAAAUCUUGGACUUACCGGGUCAAUAGGUUAUCAGCUUGCGAGUUUAUCAGCCUUGACUGACUUUGACAUCAGUCAUAACAACUUCGGAGGCAAUGUACCUUAUAACCUUCCUCUAAAUGUGUUGCGACUAAACCUUGCUGGUUGUAACUUCAAUGGAGCGGUACCUUAUUCAAUUUCUACUAUGAAGUCUCUGGAGCACCUAGACCUCAGCCAAAAUCAAUUUAAUGGACAGCUAAAUAUCGAUUUUACACAGCUUUCCAAACUCUCUACAAUGGAUCUCUCGAACAAUGCUCUCACUGGAAAUCUUUCAUCAACUAUGAGCUCCUUGUCCAGUUUGAACUCCUUGUACUUGCAAAAUAACCAGUUCACAGGCACAAUUGAUGUUUUAGGGGACUUGCCACUGAAAAAUUUGAAUGUUGCCAAUAACCAUUUUACCGGAUGGGUUCCUAGGCAGUUACAAGGCAUUAAUAUACAAAAGGAUGGUGACUCGUGGAGCUCAGGACCUGCACCCCCCGCUCCACCCAGAUCACGAAGCAAUCAUCAUCCUUCCGGAAAUCAUGGAAAUUCCGAUUCAGAUUCUGAAGGCGGAAAAUCUAGUAUCAGUGCCGGUGCCAUCGUUGGAAUAAUAUUGGCUAUUCUUGUAGUCGUAGGAGUAUUAGGAUUUUUCAUAUUUAAGAGAAGAAUACGGAAGCCUUCUUCUGAUGUAGAGAAGAUCGAUAUCAAUAAGCCUUUUGUUGCAGCUGCUUCAAAUGAUGUUGAAGGUAAACCUGAGUUUGCAGAGUUGAAGUCAGUGCAUUCUUCAUCCUCAAUCACCACAACCACACGUGACACAGCUACAUCAGUUACACUUAAACCACCUCCGGUUGAUCGUAACAAAUCAUUUGAUGAUGAAGACAUCUCAAACAAGCCUGUCGUGAUCAAAAUUCCUACACCAGUGCCAGAAAAUGUGAAAUCAUAUUCUAUAGCAGAUCUGCAAAUGGCCACGGGCAGUUUUAAUAUUGAGAAUCUUGUUGGAGAGGGGUCUAUUGGACGUGUAUAUCGUGCUGUAUUUGAUGAUGGAAAGGUUCUUGCUGUGAAAAAGAUAGACUCAUCUAUCCGAGCAAACCAUCCUGAAGAUUUCACGGAGAUUGUCGCCAGCAUUUCCAAACUUCAUCAUCCAAAUGUCACCGAGCUAGUUGGCUAUUGUUCAGAACAUGGACAACACUUACUAAUUUAUGAAUUCCACAAGAAUGGGUCGUUGCAUGACUUUUUACAUCUUGAUGAUGAAUAUAGUAAACCAUUAACAUGGAAUACCCGUGUGAAGAUUGCUUUGGGGAGUGCACGUGCACUUGAGUACCUGCACGAAGUUUGCUCACCAUCAGUAGUUCAUCAAAAUUUUAAGUCGGAGAACAUAUUACUUGAUGCAGAGCUCAACCCUCAUCUUUCUGACUGUGGGUUGGCAAGUCUCCUUCCAAAUGCAAAUCAGGUAAUUAACCAUAAUGCUUGUGCCCCUGAAGUUGCUGAUUCCGGUCAGUAUACUUUAAAGAGUGAUGUCUACAGUUUUGGGGUCGUUAUGUUAGAGCUUCUCACAGGACGAAAACCAUUUGAUAGCUCUUUGCUAUGGGCUGAACAGUCAUUGGUUCGAUGGGCAACACCUCAGCUGCAUGACAUUGAUGCUUUGACUAAAAUGGUGGAUCCUGCUUUAGAAGGUCUCUACCCAGUAAAGUCUUUGUCGCGUUUUGCUGAUGUUAUUGCUCUUUGCGUUCAGCCUGAGCCUGAAUUCCGCCCCCCUAUGUCAGAGGUGGUGCAAGCUUUGGUUCGAUUGGUUCAACGAGCAAACAUGAGUAAGAGAACUGUCAGUAACGCAGCCCGUCAAUCAGAAAGUGCAGAAACAAGUGAUAGUGUGAAUUGAAUGAAUCUCUCUACAAUAAUUUAUUAUUUCAGAUCCUCGCCCUGACCCGAGUGAAGGUUUAGUUUAUAUCUUCUCACCUCAUAAUUUUUCUCUUCUAUAACCUCGUUUCUUUUUACCUAACCACGUUUCAGGGUACCGAAUACCGACUCUGUCAUUGAAAAGAAUUUUCCCGUUUUUCUUUGCUUUUUGACAUCACCUUGUGUUGUAUGAUAUAUGUAAUGAAGGUGAAGAUAGGUUUAAUUUAUCACUCUUCAUGUAGUACAUCCUUGCGAUAUCGGUAGCAGAAAGAAUGUUCAUGAAAUGUGAGUUGAGAAUGCUCAAAUUUUGUACAAAAUGCUUUCGAACUUGCAACGAUUGACAUCGUAGGUAUAGCUUUGUCGAGAUUUAAUUCUCGUAUUACUUGUUAGCUUUAUCGGGAUUUAGUUGUCAUAUUACUGGUAAAUUGUAAUGUUAAUUUUUAAUGUAAAUCUCUGGGUGGUCCAUUAAAUGUUAAAUGAAUUCCCUUUUCAAGUUGGAGAGCACUCUAAUUUGAUGCAUGAAUGAACAAUGAUGAGUAGGUGACUGAUAAUUGCUGCCCAGCAAACAGGCAUAACCCAGCAACAAAUUAUGGCAUUUUGAUUAACAACCAUAUUCUCUGUGUUUUAAAACCAUGGCGGGUCGCAUUCUUGUUCAUUUUUGGGAUUCAGGAGAAAUAACAAACAAUACAUGUGGUUGAGUAGUUGGUCUUGCAGAACGGUAGAAGAUGAGUAUGGUUGGACAACAAGUUUAUAUGUCGACGUGGUUAAGAGCCAGCCACAACUCGGGGCCAACUGCCUCCUCCUUAAGUAAUGAACUCUUUGACCCCAAUUUAGUUCUAACGGCCAACGUGAAUCUGCUCACACAUAAAGCUAGUAGGCGUGG
Messenger RNA from Amaranthus tricolor (Joseph's coat), 3251 nucleotides. RefSeq names its product protein STRUBBELIG-RECEPTOR FAMILY 7-like. Gene Ontology annotation, molecular function: protein kinase activity; protein binding; ATP binding. The record is from RefSeq and is a predicted model, not a curated record. Gene Ontology annotation, biological process: protein phosphorylation. The coding region runs from base 234 to 2351 and encodes 705 amino acids. Lineage: Eukaryota; Viridiplantae; Streptophyta; Magnoliopsida; Caryophyllales; Amaranthaceae. The transcript has 16 exons.